AUGCCCUCCGACCUCUCCUCCUACCUCGCCACCCACUACCUCACCCCCGACACCAAACCCUCCUCCAAGAAGCGCAAGCGCAAGCACGACAAAUCCUCCGGCGCCGGGCUCCUCAUCCAAGACGACGACGACCAGAACUGGGGUGGCUCCAGCAAAUCAAGACACAGGGGCCAAGAUGGCGACGACGACGCCCCUGUGACGGUCGGCCAGGUCAAGGAUGUCCGCAAGACCACAAAAGCAAAUUGGAAGACCCUGGGAGGAGGCAGCUCAGCAUCAAAAGAGGACAAAGAUGCCGCAGCAGCAGCAGAUGCCAUCCUCGCCUCCGCCGCCGCCGAGACGGCCGCAGCGCGGGCAGCCGAGGACGACGGCCCGACGAUGGUCGACGGGCCCCAGGCUGGGGCAGCGCGCAUGGCCGACGGCACGCAUGCGGGCCUGCAGUCGGCGGCGGCGGUGACGGCGCAGAUCGAGCGGCGGCAGCAGGAGGAGCGCGACCAGUUCGAGGCGGAGCGGCGGGCGGGGCUGGUCAAGCACGGCGAGGAGGAGACGUACUACCGCGACGCGACGGGGCGGCGCGUCGACGUGAGCAUGAAGCGGGCCGAGGCGCGGCGCGCGGCGCAGGAGGCCGAGGACAAGGAGCGCGCCGCCAAGGAGGCGCUCAAGGGCGACGUGCAGGCCGAGGAGGCGCGCCGGCGGCGGGAGCAGCUCGAGGACGCCAGGACCAUGACGCUCGCGAGGACGGCCGACGACGAGGAGAUGAACAGGGCCUUGAAGGAGGAGAGGAGGUGGAAUGACCCCAUGGCGCGGUUCCUCGGCGAGGCGGACGGGGGCGGUGGAGGUGGAGGAGGUGGUGGUUCAUCGGGAGGCGCCCGGGGCGGUGCUGCUGCGAAGGCAGGCGGCAGCUCGAGCAGGAGGCCGGUGUACAAGGGGCCCUCGCCGCCAAACCGGUAUGGAAUACGGCCCGGUUAUAGGUGGGAUGGCGUUGAUAGGAGUAAUGGCUUCGAGGCGGAGAGAUUCAAGGCCAUCAACAGGCGGGAAAGGAACAAAGGCUUGGAGUAUUCGUGGCAGAUGGAUGAAUGA
This is a messenger RNA of Diaporthe amygdali, 1077 nucleotides long. RefSeq lists its product as uncharacterized. The transcript has a single exon. Gene Ontology annotation, biological process: mRNA splicing, via spliceosome. Lineage: Eukaryota; Fungi; Ascomycota; Sordariomycetes; Diaporthales; Diaporthaceae. The record is from RefSeq and is a predicted model, not a curated record. Gene Ontology annotation, molecular function: RNA binding. Bases 1 to 1077 code for a protein of 358 amino acids. Gene Ontology annotation, cellular component: RES complex; U2-type spliceosomal complex.